This is a messenger RNA of Cyphomyrmex costatus, 2232 nucleotides long. RefSeq lists its product as uncharacterized. Lineage: Eukaryota; Metazoa; Arthropoda; Insecta; Hymenoptera; Formicidae. The coding region runs from base 1 to 2232 and encodes 743 amino acids. The record is from RefSeq and is a predicted model, not a curated record. Gene Ontology annotation, biological process: DNA replication. The transcript is spliced from 2 exons. Gene Ontology annotation, molecular function: DNA binding; nucleotide binding; DNA-directed DNA polymerase activity.
AUGAGGGGUGGCACAAAUGAGAUGCCGUCGAUAAUAUUAAACGGUACAAACAUCGUUGUAAUGACAAUAGGACAAACUACGUUUCUUGAUAGUUUAAAUUAUCUACAUAUGCCGUUGAGUGCACUACCGAAAGCCUUUGUACUUAGUGGGAAUACUACAAAAGGCACAUUUCCGCAUUUAUUCAACACACCUGAAAAUCAAAAUUAUGUAGGGCCAUUACCAGAUUUGAAAUACUAUUCAAGCGAUUACAUGCGAAGCGAUGAGCGUGAACGUUUCUUACUUUGGUAUAACGAGACAAAACGUUCGAAUUAUAUAUUCCAUUUUAAGAAAGAAAUUGUGAGUUAUUGCAAGAAUGAUGUAACAAUAUUGCGGCGUGCUUGUUUAGCUUUUCGCAAAAUGUUUAUCAAAUGCGGCAAUGUUUGUCCUUUUGAGGAGAGUACAACAAUAGCAUCGGCUUGUUCUCGCGUUUAUCGUAAAAAUUUUCUUCAAAAAAAUAUGAUAGGUAUUAUACCUACGGGAGGCUACCGCUGGGGUCAGAAUCAAUCGCGUAAAGCUAUUUCGUGGUUAACUUGGAUGGAACAUGAGUUGGGUCAUAUCAUAGCUCAUGCGGGAAACGGACGCGAAACACGAUUACCCGAAGGUGUUCUUGUUGAUGGGUAUUAUGAAGAAAUUAUUGAUGGUGCGGUGAUCAAACAUGUUUUGCAAUUUCAUGGAUGCUAUUGGCAUGGAUGCCCCCGUUGUUAUACUGUAAAUAGAACCCAUGGGAUUAGUACUGAUACGAUGGAUGUUCGUUUGGAACGUACACAGUUUAUUACAGCAAAGAUUGAAUCUGCUGGAUAUAUUUUAACGGAAAUGUGGGAAUGUGAUUUUGAUCGUAUUUUAAUAUCUAGAAAGGAUAUGCGAAUAUUUUUAGAAAAUCGGCCUAAGGUUUCGCAAAAGCCGUUAAACCCUCGCGAUGCCUUUUAUGGAGGUCGUACAGAGAACAUGGUGUCUCUUUAUGAUGUAAAGGGUAAUGAGAAAAUACAUUAUGUCGAUGUGUGUUCUCUUUACCCGUAUAUCUGUAAAACAGGAAAAUUUCCCGUAAAACAUCCGACAAUAUAUGUUGGUGAAGAAUAUCGCAAAUUAACGGUAUCUUCAGGCGUCGAGAUUGAUAAAGUGGAGGGUCUCGUUUAUUGUACGAUAUUACCACCACGUAUGCUUUAUCAUCCUGUAUUACCUGUACGAAUGCAUGGUAAAUUAAUGUUUGCUUUAUGUCGUUCGUGUUGUGAAAAUAUGUAUCAAGAGGAUUGUAUACACGAAGAUACUGUGGAUCGCGAAUUUACGGGUACAUGGGUAGCUGAUGAAAUACGUAAAGCCGUAAGCGUCGGAUAUAAAAUUAUAAAUAUUUAUGAAAUUUGGCAAUAUGAAAUGACUCAAUAUAAUCCUGAAACCAAAGAAGGGGGUCAUUUCACAGAGUACAUAAAUACUUUUUUAAAAAUUAAGCAAGAAGCCAGCGGUUGGCCUUCCGACUGUAUUGAUAAUGAAGAGUUAAAAAUGCGAUACAUAGAUGAAUAUGAGCAAAUGGAAGGUAUUAAAUUAGAUCCGCAAAAAAUAUAUAUUAAUCCGGGGCUUCGUGCUGUUUCAAAAAUAUGUUUAAAUUCGUUUUGGGGUAAGUUUGGUCAACGCGAGAAUUUACCUAAAGUUGAAAUUGUAACAACACGUAACAGAUUGAUACAAUUACUUUCCAGUAAUGAGAUAAAUGUUAUAAGUAUAUUACCUGUUAAUGAUGACGUUUUAUAUGUUAGUUAUAUAUGCAGAGACGAGAAUUUAACAUCAUCACCCAUAACAAAUGUUGUAAUAGCCGCAUUCACAACAGCUCAAGCUCGUCUUAAAUUAUAUGAGUAUCUCGAGCGUCUUGGAAACCGAGCAUUAUAUUGCGAUACAGAUUCAUGUAUAUAUGUGAGUGGUAAUUCUCCGAAUGAUUAUGACUCAUCAACGGGUAAGUUGCUGGGUGAUUUGACGAUCGAGCUGACGUGUUAUGAUGAGGGUAGUUAUAUCGAAUCUUUUGUUUCAGCUGGUCCAAAAUUUUAUGCAUUUGUUGUACGUAAGCCCGAUGGUAGUACUACAGAGGUUUGCAAAGCCAAAGGAACACCAAUUAAAUAUUGUUAUUCGUUAAAAUGGAUACACGGUGGAAACAUCCUUGGACCUCUAUGGUCUGCGGUCCAACAGGCUGUAGUAAAACGUUUUUCGUGA